This is a messenger RNA of Macrosiphum euphorbiae (potato aphid), 1482 nucleotides long. Lineage: Eukaryota; Metazoa; Arthropoda; Insecta; Hemiptera; Aphididae. The record is from the annotation of a GenBank genome assembly.
AUGGUAAGUGAAAGAGAUGUUUUCAAAUUUCCCUUUGAUUCAUUAACUGAGGAUAACGUGAAUUCACUACAACCAACUAUCAACGAAUUUUAUAAUUCUAUUCCAAAUAACCAGGAAAUAACUUUGGCACAACAGCAACAGGCAAUAGCUAAUUUUUCUCCAUAUGUGAAUCCAAAAAGUAUGCAUCCCAAGUUUGGGUCUUAUAGUCCAAUGGAUUGGACAACAGAAACUAUGUUACAUCUUUUGCAUACCACUAAUGAUGGAAGGUACAUUUUAGCUGACUAUAAACAAAAUGAUGGAUUUCUUUCUGAUGACUCACAGAAUUUACUUACUCAACUACUAAUCAAUCAUCUUUUUCAGGAUAAUAGCAAAGGCACAGAUUUUUUCUUUAGAAAAAUUGCAGAUUUAAUCGUUGAAAUUUUUCCUAAAGAACAAAAGAGCAUAUAUUUCAUACCAGCUAAAUCGGAAGGGCAUCAACAAACACACGCUAAAGGAAAGCUUAUUGAGCGAUGGAAGAAUGUUGCCCGGCGAUUAAGAUCUAUUGGAGCUAUUAAGUUUGAAAGAUAUAAUAAAAAAGAAAUAGUGACUAGCAGUUCCCCCAUUAUUAUAUCUGAUGAAGUUCGUACUGCAAAAAAAUGGCUAGAGACUGAUGGACUCAAUGCUGAUUUUCAAUUAGUUAAACAAAACUGGGCCCUAACUUAUGAGAUAAGAAGAAAAGAAAAUUUAGAUUCACAAGACCGUUUUUUAUCAAAUAUUUUUUUGACUUGGCCAAUUUUACAAGGACCAAAAGGAUAUGAGCUAAUUGUUGAAGAUUUCAAAAUUGCAUUUCCUGAAACUCAUUCCUUGUAUUCAGAAUGGAAUGACUUUUUAAAUGCAUGGGAAACAUUUUCAAAACGCUUAAUUAAUAUUCGAAGAAGCUCAGUUAAGGAUAAACAUGCUCAGGCUCUACUAAGUAAAUUAGACACUGCAUGCCUAGAUGGAGAUUCAAGAACUUCAAAUAUAAUUAAAAUACUACUGCUACCAUUCCUUGUACCUACCAAAACACAAAUAAAAAAUAGUAACUCUAAAGCAAACUCCAAAUUUUGGAAGCCAUCAUUAUCCGAAUCAGUCUCUGCGUUUGCUAUACAUGUGACUAACAUGGUAAAAUUUCAAGAGGAUUUGACACAAAGGCAAGACAGGUACUCGCAAUAUGGAUCGUCAAUUCAACCAUUUAUGACCUUUGUCGGUGAAGAUAUUCAAUCCAUACAUACAUGUUAUGUCCGUGUAAACCAAAAAUUUUGGCAUUUUGAGUGUCCUUUAAAAACUCUAGAGGUUUGUUUCAAAUCAUAUUUCGUCUUCCAUUGUAUUUAUCCUAAAGAAUGUUAUGAUUCAUGGCUGAUUAUACAAAAGCAUUUAUUUAAGUUGAAUACAGAGUAUGAUAAACAAACUUCUAUCACAACUACAGUAUCUGCCAAAAUGCAAUCAUUUGAAGUACCUAUAUAA